AGAAACCUGCUGGCAGGCCUCAACAAGACCAACAGUAGAGAGAAAAAGACUGACUCGUCUACUCGAGGGAGGCUCUUCUUACCUGGUGAGGAGGAGGAGAAGAAGAGCAAAAGAGACCACAGUUUGGGCUCUAGUAAUCGAUUAAAGUCUCCGGUGGCACUGAAGAAGAAGAAGGAGGAGGAAGAAACCUCAUCGGUGAGUGAGCAGCAGGAACAGCUGCAGAGCAUUCUUAAAACUCUGGGAUGGAACCUGGACGUGGACGAGCUGAGCAAAUUGGCAAACCGCACUCAGGAGAGGCUGUGCGGGAGAAAAAAUGAACGCGUGAACAGCAAAGAGGAGCACGAGAGGCGCCAGAAGCAGUCUCGUGACCGAGAUCGCAGGAAGUCCUCAUCAGGCUCUCCUCUGCGGAGCAGCAAAACAGACCAGAGUCAGGAGAGAAUGCAUGGGAGCAAGAGCGAAGGGAGGGCGAGGAAGAGUGAAGGGAGGAGGAGGACUGACAGCAGAGAGGAGGACGAGACGCAGCAGAGGCGCUCUCUUAGAGAUCACAGAAAUUCCUCGUCCUCAUCUUCCUCCAGGUCAGCCUCUAGAAGCCCGAGCCCCUCGUGCCGUCGACGCUCUCGCAGCAGAGAUUUGAAACGGAGGCGGGAAGCCGAACGAAGCCGCUCGCGAGAAAGAAGCAGAGAGAGACUGAAACACAGAGAUCAAUGGAACAGCAGAGAAACACCGAGGGACAGAGAGCGAAAAGACUCAAAACAGUUUCCUGCUUAUCCAUAUUCACAAAAUCCCGUGUUUCCUCCUCCUGCUGCUUCUCCAUAUCCAGACUACAUUUUGUCUCAGUACUCGCAUUUUGCUCUUACCCAGAGUGGCCACUACAGCGGUGCUACAAAUCCUUACUGGUCAUACAAUCAGUACAACACUCCUCCCUCUCUUUCUGCCAGCAGCCAACCUUACCCACACUUUCCUGGCUCUGCAGUGGCACCUAACACGGCUUUCCCUGAUCCCAGCCUUCUUACAAACAGUGCCUCAUUUCCAAACAGUGCCUCAUUUCCAAACCCGGACCUGUCUGUGAGCGAAGGCCAAGAUGGGUCAGCCUCUGUUUCUCGCUGCCUGAGAGUCAUCAAUACCGAGCAGGCAUCCUCUCAGAGCCUCACAGGUGGACGCAACCGGAGACGGCGUCGCAAAAAACAUAUGAUAUAUUUCAGGAAUCCCAUAAGUAUUUUAGAGAACCACAAUAAUGCAUUGAAGACACCACUGGCACCACAGGACUCAGAGGUAUGCACAAAGACUGUGGGU
This is a messenger RNA of Neolamprologus brichardi, 1293 nucleotides long. The record is from RefSeq and is a predicted model, not a curated record. Lineage: Eukaryota; Metazoa; Chordata; Actinopteri; Cichliformes; Cichlidae.